Molecule: messenger RNA, 4890 nt
Organism: Mya arenaria
Lineage: Eukaryota; Metazoa; Mollusca; Bivalvia; Myida; Myidae
Product: linear gramicidin synthase subunit D-like
Exons: 1
Coding region: 1-4890 (1629 amino acids)
Biological process (GO): biosynthetic process
Source: RefSeq, a predicted model, not a curated record
AUGAGAGAGAAAAUCUCAUGUGCAGCUAUUGGUGAGGGGAAUCUGCUGUUGACUUGUCUGCAAGAGCUGCAACAUCGCAAUUUCCGGAUUAACGUUGUCUUCACAAACAGCGAGUGUGCGAGAACAUUUUGCGAAACGAAUGACAUACCGUGCUAUGCGCGUGGGUCACAUCUUGUUGAAGUUCUGAAACAAUUCACAACUCACUUUUUGUUCAGCAUUUCCAAUCCCCGAAUUUUAAAGGAGGAUGUCCUUCAAAUACCAAGGUUAUUGACAAUAAAUUACCAUGACAGUCCGCUACCAGCUUAUGCCGGGGUACAUGCAACGUCCUGGGCAAUUAUGCAAGGUGAGCGUACGCAUGGAAUAAGCUGGCACGUCGUGGAAACUGGAAUCGAUACGGGUGACAUUCUUGAGAGUGAAACUGUUGAAAUACUUGACGACGACAGUGCAUUGACUCUGAAUUUGAAGUGUGUAGAAGCAGCAAAGCGAUCGUUUUCACGUUUAGCAGACCGCAUUGAAUGCAACAAUAUAAAACGUGUUAAGCAACCUGAAAAUGGCCGUUCAUAUUUCGGAUUAUAUGCGAUUCCCCCGAAUGUUGGAGUUUUAAACUUCAACAAUGAUGUGGACGCAAUCUACAAUGCAGCAAGAUCUCUCGAGUUUGGGCACCAUGAAAAUGCCUUAGGAAGUCCGAAAAUAAAGGCUCCAUCAAGUCAGUUCUGUUUGGUUACUAACGUGACAAAAUUAAAGUAUUCUUCAAAAUAUCCCAGCGCUAAACCAGGCGAAAUACUUCAGAUUACGAGUGAUACAAUUGUGGUUGCAACAAAAAACGACCCAAUACAAGUGUCUAUUGCAGAGUUGCACGGUUGCACGAUUCCACCUAACCUGUUCGUUGAUUAUGGACUUAUCGUUGGAAAUACAAUUGGUGAUGAGCUGGACAUUAAUGUUGACAGACUGGUAGCUUUACGAAAGAGAGAAACAUUCUGGAGAAAGAAAUUGUGUAAAUAUGAACCAACAAUGUUUUACAGACAGAAAAUGAAUGUUGUUGCUAGCAUUAUUGACGUUUCCAAUGACGUGAAUAUAAAGACAGUAACUAUUGGCCUCCCGAAGUUCGGAUCAAGUGUGAUCAAUGCAACAAACGAUAUACUUUACACACAGGCAUGUUUCGUUGCCUUCUUUGCACGCGUGAAUUGUACACCGAUAGUUCAUAUUGGUAUGCUUGCAGACAAAAAAGAUAUUCCCAAUAAUUGUUGCGGAAUAUAUAGUGACAUAACACCCUGUGUGUUUGAUAUAGAUCACAAUGCACAUGCAGUUGACGUUGUUGAGGAUUGCAUGAAAGAAAUCAAACACUGUAAAGAUGCAGGGACAUAUCUCGCGGAUAUGCUGUACAGAUACCCUGAGCUGAGAGGUACGAAACGCUCACAACACCACAACAUCGUACUUGCAAACACAAGACGAAAUAACAUUUCGCAGGACGAACUUCAUAGGAUUCUCCGUGAAUGCAACGUGUUGCUUUUCUUCGGGGACGAUUGUGGGGCGCAACUAGAAGUACUCUACAACGACAGACUAGCCCAAGACUUCAGCCAUGUGACAGGUGUUCUGCAACAUUUUUCAACAUUUCUGAGCGCCUUGGAAACUUCUACCGAAGACCCUUUGAAGAACGUAUCUCUGGUCACAAAGAAUGACUUAAAUAAGUUCUAUUCUUUGCCGGCGGAUAGAGAAUUAGAAAAUCCAACGACAGGAAGUAUUGCAGAACUGAUUGAACGGCAAUGUAAACUAACGCCUGUUAGUAUUGCAAUCAAGUCCACUGAAAAUAUGAUGACCUACAGCAAACUUGCCAGUGAAAUUCAAUUACUGGAACGAAAACUUAUCAAUACCGUGUACAAGUCCAGACAAGCGACAAAACCGGUCAUUGCCCUACAUAUGCCGAAUUCAAUAGCGUAUGUGGUAUCUCUCUUAGCCGUGACAAAAACUCGUCUCGCGUUUUUACCGAUUCCUGUUGAUCUUCCUGCGGAAAGAAUAGUCUUCACCAUGAAAGACGCAGGCGUUCGCCAGAUGAUGAUGACAAGAGAUUGGUAUCAAAAAUGCUAUUUAAAUGGAAUGACAUCAAGCAUGCAACUCCUGUUUGAGCACAGGACACUAGAAGAAACUGUCGUUAUGGUAGAGUUUGGACUAGGUAAGAACAGAAAUGACGAUAUCAACAACUCCAAAAUCAGUCCAAAUGAACAUUGGACAACCGAAAUCCCCACUGGGCUUUCUAACAGUCAAACAGUAAAAGAUGACUUCCUAUAUCUCAUGUACACAUCAGGUUCAACGGGACGUCCAAAAGGCGUUAAAGUUAAGGAAUCUAGCACUAUCAAUCUUGCGCGCGCUCAGAUUCACUGCUGGGAUCUUGUGCCAGGCGAAAUCAUCGGACAGUUUGCAUCGAUUGGGUUUGAUGCUUCUGUUUCAGAAGUGUUCACUGCAUUUUUGUCUGGUGCUUCGCUGGCUGUUUUGGGCAAGACGGAACGCCUUGGAAGCGAGUUUCUGUCAGCAAUGACAAAAAUGAAGGUGUCCGUUAUAACAUUGCCGCCUUCAGCGUUGAACAUAUAUUCACCGGACGAUCUACCUUUCUUAUAUAAGGUUAUUACAGCGGGAGAAGCAUGCACACUUAACGUUGCCUUAAAAUGGACAGCUGAUCCUAAAGUACGUUUCUUCAAUGCAUAUGGACCGACGGAGGCAACUGUCUGCGCUACCUGCUUUGAGCAUCUCCCUGGAACGGUUUACGAGGACGUCAACCGCGAACUUCCGAUCGGGAAAGCAAUUGAUGGGGCACAGGUCUACGUUUUUGAUGAUUUCAUGCAUCCUAUACCGCCUGAUGUUGUUGGAGAGAUAUACAUCGGAGGAAAAGGACUUGCGCAUGGAUAUAUUGGACAUGCCUCUCAAUUCACAAAAGAGAAAUUUGUACAGAACCCCUUGACAGACGGCAAGUGCCUUCUCUACAAAACAGGAGAUUAUGCUUUUCAAGACAAAACUGGUAACCUCACAUACGUCGGACGGACAGACGAUCAGGUCAAAAUUCGUGGAAACAGAAUUGACCUAAGUGAAAUAGAGCAAGUUCUUAUACAACAUCCAAAUAUAGAAUUGGCUGUUGUAGUUGUCCAUAAAUGUGAAACUACAAAAUAUUUAGCCGUAGCGGCCUACGUCGCUCCAUCGUCUAUUUAUAUAUCGGAGCUGCGUGAAUAUCUAGUGAAGGUACUACCAAAGUACAUGAUACCAACAUAUAUAAAGGAGCUCGAAGUUGUUGACCUUCCCAAGACUGUGAAUGGAAAAAUCGACAGAAAGAAAUUAGAGCUUGACGAAAGCGUCCACGCGCAAACUGUUACCAGCGGAAACAGCCAUUUAAGUAAACUCCAGCUGACAGUGGCAAAACACUGGUGUAACGUUUUCAGCUUUGAAGAGUCGGCGUUGUACUCCUUUCACAGACAAAGUUCCUUCAGUGAACUUGGGGGCAAUUCCCUGCAACUUGUUCUGCUCAUGCGUGCUCUAGAAGACGAGCUAGAUGUGCGACUUUCAUUUACAGACCUUGGAACUGCAGAAACCAUCGAAGAAUUUGCAGAAGUUAUCAGAAGGAAGCGAUAUAAUCAAUCAACGAACGAACAUGGCGUGUUGAAAUCAAAGUCAGAUCUUCGCGAAUUAAUUAUACAUGAUUCAGAACUUGACAGUAGCUUCUUUCCACAUCCAGAAAGGCGACGGUCCGUGCAGUUGAAACCUGACACAGCUCCUCUUCACAGGCAGACUUUUGGAAGACAGCCAAAAAACAUACUGCUCUCUGGUGUCACUGGAUUUUUAGGGGCGUUUCUGCUAUCUGAAAUAUUGGAACAAUCUAACUCACAUAUCUACUGUAUGGUAAGAGAGUCCACAGAAUCAAGAGGCAUUGGCAGAAUCAUAGACAACAUGCGAAAGUAUGGACUGUGGAAAUUCGAAUAUGCUUCCCGAAUUGUAGUGGUUCUUUCCGAUAUUUCUCAGGAACACCUGGGAAUCGCAUCCGCCGUUUACCGCUCGUUAUGCAAACUAAUAGAUGUUGUUUUCAUGAAUGCCGCUGUAAUGAACUUCAACACACCUUACGAAGAGCACAGAGUUGCAAAUGUUCUUGGCACGAAAGAGUUCAUCCGCUUUGCAUCAACGGGGGUACACAAGUACCUUUUCACCACAUCGUCGCUCAGUGUGUUCUUGUUUCCACCUGAGAAAACCACAAACAACUGUUCGAGGCAAUUGUUGAGCGAAUCUGAAUUCUUCGAAGAUCCAUUGUGCAUCGAAGGUGGCUACGGCCAAAGCAAAUGGGCAAGUGAGAGGCUGGUUAUGCAAGCGCUAUAUUUCCUUCCAGGCGGUGCUAUAUUUCGGCCUGCACGAGUUUCUGGAAGGAGCACGGACGGUACGGGUCCAACGAACGAUCUGUUUGCAAGUAUGAUGAUCGGCAUGAAAAAGAUGGGCUCUUAUCCCGAUAUGGAUUUCCCGUUCGACCUUACUCCAGUGGACUACUGCGCUAAGUCAAUGGUUGAGAUCACACUUCAGACAUGCCAGUCUGAAGAAACUUAUCCGCCACCUCGUGUUUAUCACCUGUUCAACCAAGACACGAUCCCGUUCAAUGAACUGUUUAAGGGGAUGGGACUCAACGCAUUGCCUCUAGAAAAAUGGCGAGAAGAACUGAAAAGAAUUGACUCCGACAAUAAGCACCUGCUUCCAUUUACACCAUUCUUUCUCUCCAAAUUCUGGGACCGGGCACCUGAUUGGCCAGUCUUUCAGACCACGAAUGUGGACGACGUAAUAUCGGAGAAAGCAAAGGGAUUGUUGAAUCCGUCAAAAGAGCUGCUGGCGGUAUAUAAACGAUUCUUUGGUCUGAAUAAAGAAAAAUGA